AUGGAUUCUUUAUCAUUAUUAUAUGAAUUGGAGCAUGACUUGACAUCUCUAAUUUUGGAAUCUAAGAAAAAGAACAUAUGUGUAAAAGAAAAAACAGAAAUUUGUAUUAUACAAAUAAAGAAUUAUAAUAGCAUAUUGGAAUAUAAUGGGAAUCAAUUAUUAUGUGAUUUUGAAUUUCCAUUGAAUGAUAUAUUAGAAAUAAUUAAUAUAUGUAUGAACAUAAAUAACUAUAAAAUUAAUAAUAUUUGUUUAUCAGUUAUACAAAAAAUUGUUCUUUAUAUAUUAUGCUUAAUUGAUAAUAAAGAAUUAAUUAAUAAAUUUGAUGAAAUAAAUAUUGAAAAACAUAUAGAAAUAAUUACAAAUAAAUUAUUUGAUUUAACUUUUCUUGAUGAUAGAAAAAUAUUAAUUAAGAUAUUACAAAUCAUAUUAACAGCUUUUUCGUCAAAAUAUAUUGAAUAUUAUAACAAAGAUAAUAUAAAUACCAUUUUGAAAAUAUUAUAUUCUAUAUAUUAUUCCUCUCUUUAUGAUAAAAACCUUAUUCUAUAUCAAACCUGUUGUGCUGCUUAUGAACAACUACUUAACUCACUUAUUGAUGUAUGUAAUAAAGAAGGUCUUAUGUAUAUGGAGAACUCUAGCAAUGUAAAUCUGUCCGAAGGUACAGAAGAUAAUGUUAAGAAGAAGAAAAAAAAGAAGAAAAAAAAGAAAAAGAAAGAGAACAGAGAAAUUGGCAAGAUGAACCAAGAAGAUAAUAAUAGGAUUAAUAAAAGUGGAGAUAUGAUGAAUAGUAAUAUUAACAAUAACAUAAAUGAGGAAUAUAAUAAUGACAAUAAUAAUGACAAUAAUAAUGAUAAUAAUAAUAAUUAUUAUAAUAGACUUUAUGUGAAUAAAUAUACGAAUGAUCAAAACAGUGUACAGUAUUAUUUUGAAAAUUUCGUUUUACCAUAUAAUACGAAUGAUCAGAUAGAUUUAAUUUAUAUAAAUAACAUGGAAAAUAACAAACAUAUGAAAAAUAAAAAUAAACUGCUGUCAUUAAUUCAUUACUUAUGUUAUUGUUGUUUUGUUAAUAUUCGGUCGAAAUAUAAUACCGAAGGCGUUAAUAACAUGGAGGAUAGAAAAUCAAAGCAAGAGCGAGAUAAUAAUAAUGAUCACUAUAAGGAAGAAGAAAGUUGUGAAGAGUGGAAUAAAAUAAAUAACACAAAAAAUGAGGAUAUCAAUAAUGAGGAUAACAAUAAUGAGGAUAUCAAUAAUGAGGAUAACAAUAAUGAGGAUAUCAAUAAUGAGGAUAUCAAUAAUGAGGAUAUGAAGGAGGACAUAAAUAAGAAUAUAAAUUAUAAAAACAGUAAUAAUAAUAAUCAUAUAUGUAAUAAUAAUAUAGAUGAUGGAAAAGACAAUGUAAUAAAAAAUCGCUUAUCCGAUGUGUCAAAAUGUUCAUCGUUCUCAAAUACGAAAAAUGAAGAAUAUAAUAAAAACUUCCCAGGAAGUAAUAAUACCAGUUCAUUCUUAAUAGAAGAAAAGAUAAAUGUAGUUAAUAAAAAUGAAUAUAAUAAAGGAGAGAUUUCGAAACAUGAAGAUAUGAAUAAUAUGAAUAAUAUGUAUAAUGUAAAAAAUUCCAAUAUUAAAAAGUUUUUUAAAAUUUUGAAAAGUAGUAAUUCAAAAAAUUCAAGUAAUGAUAAUGUUAGUAAUAUAAAAUAUAAUGAAACAUUUCAUGCAGAUACUUUAGAAUUAAGAACAGAUAUCUUAUCAAGUUAUAAUAAGAAUAAUUUAAUUUUACCUUUUAAUUUUUGUUUAGAUUUAUUAUAUAUAUUUUUAAAUAAUUAUGAAUGUUUUUUAGACAAUUUUGAAUUUUUCAAAUUAUUAAAAUUUGAAGUUAUAUAUAUAAUUCUAAUAUCAUUAAAAUAUGAUUUAGAUAUUGAUGUUUUUUAUAGGUGUCUAAAAAUUCUUAAAAUUAUCUGCAAUAAAUAUUUUGUAUAUUUCUUAGCAGAAAUUCAAUAUCUUCUUGAAGUAUUACAGAAAUAUUUAUGUUUAGUAAAGCCAUUUUCAAAACUAUAUAUCGUAUUAAAUUUCUUUUUUUAUUUGUUUGAUAAUACAAGUACUUUCUUUUAUUUAUAUAAAUAUUUUUACUAUUACAGAAAUGCUAAUAAUAAGGAUGGCACUAAAUAUCAGCAGGAAACCAAAAAAUAUAUUCCUUCUUCUUAUGAUUAUAAAGAAAUGAAACAUGUUAAAAAACAAGUAUCAAAUGAAGAAAGUAACGAUACAAAAGAGAUGAUUAUAUAUCCUAUUAAUAUAAAGCAUAAAUUUUCAAAUAAUGUUUUCGAUACAAAUGAUAAGACUAAUAAUUGUAUGAACAAAAUGAGGGACCUAUGUAAUAACGAAGAAAAUAAAAAAUUAUUUAAUAAUGAAGAAAUAGAACAUAAAAAAAAUGAAGAUAAAAUUGAAAAUGAAGCAGAUAAUUUAAAUUAUAAAAUCCAAUUUAAUGAUAAUAGUGAUUUUAUUUUUACAAGAAUUGUUGAAUAUAUUAGUAAAAUAAUACAUGAGCUUUUAUUCUUACAUACUAUAGAUAUCACGAAAAUGUAUCCGUACCUUAAGGUAAUAAAAUACGAUAGAAUAUAUACAACUGAAACAAGGUUUGAUGAUAUAAUAAAUGAACUGAAGGAGAAAAAAAAAAAUAAUAACAAUAGUAAUAAUAAUAAUAAUAAUAAUAAUAAUAAUAAUAAUAUUAUGAACGAAAAACAUAAAAAGAUAAUAAUGCAAGAUAAAAUUCCAACUCCCAUGUGGAGAAAAGAAGAAAAGAAAAAUCAUAAAGAAAUAGAUGAAAAAAAUAAAAAAAUAUAUUUACAUAAUAAGAAUUCUUUUAAAGAUGAAAGACAAUUAUCCUUUUGUAAUUUUUUAAGUUACCCUAUUAUAUUACCAAAUGCAAUUGUAAAUCCAAGAGAAGAUUUUUAUUUAAGUAAAUUUUCUACAGAAAAAUUAAUGUGUAAAAUUUUAUUCGAUGAUUUAUUAUAUAAAGAUGUGGAUGAAAUACGAUUACUAGCAUCUUCUGUUGAUAGUAUAUUAUCUUUGGUUAAUUCCUUUUAUAUAAUAUUUUUAAACAUAUUAAAAAAAGAUAACAAUCCAUAUUGUUUUUCAACAGUAGAUAUGAAUGAUGAAAGAAUAAAACAUCAUCUGGAAAUUUUUCAUGUGGAUAGUACUAAUGUAAUGCAUAAUAAUAUUGAAAAGAAGAGUGGUAAUAAUAUUAAUGUUUAUCAAAACCACGUUUAUAAGAAUGACAAUAAUAAUAAUACUAAAUGUAGUAUAUACAAUUUAGGGAAUAAAAAAAGUCGUGAUAAAUACACAGAUAAUAUGAAAGAUUUAUAUGAAAUGGAUGAAAAAAAAGAGACGUCUUAUUUUUAUUAUUUAAUACAACAAAGAAUACAAUAUUAUAAUCAUAAUGAUUCUGCUAAAAAUGGUUUUGCAAACAAUUCAAAGAUAGAGAAUCAAAGGAAGGAUAUAUAUCAAGAUAAUAAUAAUAAUAAUAAUAAUAAUAAUAAUAAUAAUAAUAACAAUAACAAUAACAAUAAUGAUAAUACAAGUGCUACAAAAAAAAAUGAUGAAUUUAAUAUAAACAUAGAAGAAGAAUUCGAAAACUCUAAUAAUAUAUUAUAUAACCAAGUAAAUAUUGAUUUUAAUGAAGAUAAGUCACUUUUUUCUUAUGUAUUUAAUUCAACAUGUAGAUAUAUCAUAUCAUGUAUUUGUUUAAUAUUUUCUUAUACUAAUACAUUAGAUGUUUGUUUUUUUAAUGGUUUCCAAAAAUUAAUAUUCAUUAGUUCUAAUCUAAAUGUAAAUAUAUGUACUGAUGCCUGUUUAAAAACAUUAACUAAAUGUAGUAGUAUAUUUACUUUAGAAAAUUCUCCUUUUUUUCUAAAUAUUCUAAAAAAUUUUGAGAAACAAGAAAACAAAAAUGAAAAUAAUAUUAAAGCAAAGAAAAACAAAUCAGGAAGUAAAACUGGUGCUUAUAAAAUAACUAGUGUUCAAAUGAAUAAUACAAAUAAGAAUAUAUCACCUAUAAAAAGGGAAUUAUAUGUAGAUGAUGUUUAUGAAAAUAUGGAGAAGAGUAUUCUUCCAUGCAGUAAUAUAUCUAUCAAAAAUAUAAAUAAUGUGAAUAAUGUAGAUAAUGUAAAUAAUGUGAAUAAUGUGAAUAAUGUGAAUAAUAUAAAUAAUGUGAAUAAUAUAAAUAAUGUGAAUAAUAUAAAUUUUGAAACAUCUGAAGAUAUGAGUAAUACUAAAAAUUCUAGAGAUAAUAACUUUAAUGACAAAGAAGAACUGAUGAAAUGUGUUAAUACAAUAGUUCUUAAUAAGAAAAAGAAAAAAAGAAUAUCCUCGAAAAAUAAUGAAGAUAAGGAUUUAUCAUAUGAUAUUAUUGAAGAACAAGAAUUUAAUACCUUUAAUACGAAAGAUUUGAAUAUAAGUGAAAGUAAAUUAAAUGAUACAGAUAUAAAAAACCAUAAUAUUAAUAAAAUGAAUACUGUGAAAGAUGUUAAUCUUUCUAAAUAUAAUAUAAAUCAUAGUAUUCAAUUUUGUGAUUCUUUAGAAAAAGAAAACGUGGUUAAUAAUAACGAAUCAAAUGAAGAAGAACUAAAUUAUUAUGACAUAAACAAUAUGACAAAUGAUAAUAUGAAUUAUUUAAAAGAGAAUUUUUCUAAACGAUUAAGUAUUGAAAGUGUCGAAGCGAAUUUCCUUACUUAUAAAAGAAUUUUAAAUGAUGAUUUAUUAAAAUAUUUUGAUGAUAUAAUUAGUAUAAUAUUACAAGAAUCUUAUUAUAUAAAUAAUGAUUUAAAUAAUAUAAAAUAUAUUUUAUCAAUAAAAGCUGUUAUUAGUAUUUAUUAUAUAUAUGGUGAUUAUUUACAUUUUGAUGAUUGGUUAAAAUUAAUAAAUUUAUUUGUUGAAAUUAAUUAUAUAUAUAAAUAUAUAUCCUCUAUAGAAAAUAAAACAAUUCAAUUUUUAAAUUUCUUUCAUCAUAUAAAUAAAAAUGAAGAAGAUAUAUUUUUUUUUCCUAUUGAUAAAUAUGAUUCAGCUGAUGUUGAUCGAAAUAAUUAUUCACAAAAUGUUGAUUCUAAAAGUAUAGAAUUUUGUUAUUUUAUAUUGAGAUUUAUUCAAAAGAACCCAGUUUUAUGUGCAGAAAUAACUAUCAUUUUUUCCUCCUUUGAUUAUUUUUUUAAAAAUACAAUUUUUUAUAAAAUUUCAACAUUAAUUAAUAUAAUUAAUUCUAUACACUAUAUGAUAUUUAAUCAAUUCUUUAAACAGAAAAAAUUAAGUUCUAAGGAAUCGAAUAUAUUAUUAAAUGAAGAAGAAUUUAUUUGUAUUGAUACAAAAAAUAAUUCUGCUUUAAAUUAUGAAAGUACUUUUGUAAAUAAUGACCAUAAUGAAGGUAUUCUAGAGAAUAAUUAUUUUAUAAAUGAUGAUUAUAAUAAUAAUGAGAAGAAAAAAAAAAAAGUAUUAGUUGAUUCUUUUAAUAAUGAUGAAAAUAUGGGAUAUGAAAUAAAUGAGAAAAAAAAUGUAAUUAAUAAAUAUUUUAAUUUUUUAUACAAAAGUCAAGAUAUAUUUGAAAUAUUUUAUUUUUAUUUAUCCCAUUUUGAACCCAUAUAUAUGUCUUAUUUCCAAUAUUAUAGUGAUCUAUUUUUUAUAGAAAAGAAGAAGAAACAUAAAAAUAAUAGUACUUAUGGGAAUAAUAAAUGUAAUAGUAAUGAUCAUAUGAAUGUUAAUGAAGCUUUUGAUACAUGUGAGAAUGAAAGAAAUAAUAUGAAUGAUUCAUUUACUUAUUUAAAGAAAGAUAAAUAUAUUGUACUUAAGAAAUUAGAAAAGUCUUGUAUUUUUGAAGAUUUUUAUCCUUUAUAUAUGUUAGAAAUGUUGUGUGUUAUAAACAUAAAUAAGAUAAGAUAUAUUUAUAACAAUUGUUGUAUUGAUAUAUUAUUAUUAUCUUUAUGUAAAAAUAAUGAUAUUCAAAAGAAAAGUAUAGAUACAUUAUAUAACAUAAUAAAAGAGUCUGUUGUAUAUUAUAAAUCUAAUUUUGAAAUGCAAUUUCUUUUGUUUAAACCGUUUUUCUUUUUUAUUGUAAAUCCUUAUAUAUCUUAUCGUUCAUAUUUUAUAUCAUCCUUUUUAAAUUUCAUUAGGAAAAAUGGAUCGUUUUUUGAUAAAGACAUGUGGUUGUUUGUUAUUUAUCUUUUAUAUGUAUCUUUACAAAAAGAAUUAAAAAAAAAAGUUUUAAAAGGAAAAAGGGACAUUUCGAAAGAGGAAAUACAUGAUGAAAUAAAAAUAAAAGAUGAUGAUGCAGUUAAGACGGAUAAUAUUAGAGAGAAUAAAAAUUACAAAGAUAAAUCCAAAAUGAAUGAAAAAAAAAAUGAAAUUGAUGAAGAAAAUAUAUCUAUUAUUAAUAAUAUUUUUAAUAUUUUAGAAAUUAUUAUUGUGGAUUAUAUUGAAGAUGUGCCAGUAUGUGAAAUAAUGGAAAUAAUAAUUCACAUGCUCAUGUUAUUUUCUUCUUUAAAUAUUUUGAGUAAUAAUAUAUCCUUUCGAGCUAUUAAUUUUUCAUGGACUAUUGUAGAUUAUAUUAUAGAUCGUUCGAAUUUAAUUAAUAAAAAUAUAAAGAAUGAUAAUAAAAAACAAACAAAAAUAAACGGAAAUAAUGAAAACAUGGUUAUAGAAAAGAAAUUAUUACACAUAUGUGUUAUAGAAAAUAGAAAAAUGUAUAUAUAUGAAAAUAAUAUAAAAAUGAAAAAUAUAAAAAUGAAAAAUAUCUUCAUAUUCAUUUUAUAUAAUUUAAUGAAAUUAUGUUUGGAUGAAAGAAUAGAAGUACGAAAUUGUAGUAUCAAAACAAUUAUGAGCAUAUUAUCUGCGCAUAUUUAUAAAUUUGAUUUUUUCUUUUAUAAAACUUCUAUCUGUUUAUUACUUAAAAGGUUAACACUUACUUAUUUUUAUAAGUUACAGGAAUAUUUUAAAUUGGAAAAAAAACAAGAUAUACAAAAUAACAAUUCAAGUAAUAUACCUCAUGAGGACUUAACAGUAUUUUGUGAAAAGAACGACAAAAAUAAUAGGGGGAUAAUACCGUCUCAUAUAUUGGAUAGUAAAAAAGAUAUAAUAUUAAAUGAAUCUUUAGAAAAAGAUUAUGUUGAUCAUGAUAGUAAUAAUAAUAAUAAUAUUAAUAGUAAAAAUUAUAAUUCACUUGAUGAAAAUAUUUCAAAAAAAUUAAAUGAAAAAAAUGAGGAUGAUAAUAUAACAUUGGUUGAUUCAAAUAGUAUGAAAAAAUACAUUAGUAGUAAUAUUAAGAACCAAUUCAAAAAUAGCUUUUUAAAUAUAUGUGAUAGAGAAAAUAUGUAUGAAGUCGUGAAAAAAAAAAAGAAAAGAAAAGAAAAGGAAAUAAUAAAAGAAAUAAAAAAAGAAAAAAAAGAACUUUUAGAAGAUAUUGAUAUGAAUAUAAAUAUAAAUAUACAUAAUAAUAUAGAAAAUAAUAAUUUAUUAGAGGAUGAAAAUAAAAAUUGUGAUUUAUAUGAUUAUGUAAAUGAAAAUUUUAGUACAAUUAUUAUUCAUCAUUCAAGAGAUAGCAAAUUGAAACAAUGGAUUGAAAGUUUUAUUUUAAUUAUUGAAGGUUGUAAUCGAAUAUUAUUAGAUCAAGAUAAUUAUAAGAAGUUUGAUUAUUUUUAUGAUAUAUUUAUAAAAAUAUUGAAAACUAUAUUAUUUAUUGAAUAUAAUAAUAAAAAUAUGUUUGAAUUACAUAUUUCUAUUAUACAAAUAUUAAAUAAUAUAUACAUGUCUAAAUUAAAUUAUUAUGGAUCUUCUUAUUUUAAAAUAAAGAAUUAUAUAACACAUAAGAAAUGUAAUAAAUAUUAUGUAAAUAUCUUUGAUAAAAGCUUUUUUUAUAUAUAUAAAUAUGCACCCUCAAUUAUUGAUCAGAAAAUAAAAGAUUUUAUAUUAAAAAUUAUUUUAGAGAAUCUGAAAAAUAUAACAAGUGAAAAAUGGAUAUUUCAUCAUUCUAUUAUUUAUUUUCAUAUGUUCCAUUUUUUAUUUCAAUAUACAGAUGUAAAUAUAGAAAAGGAAUAUCAUCAAAACAAAAAAGAGAAACAUGAAAAAAAUUAUUCCUUUUUAAAUUACUAUUCAAUAAUUAAUAAAUUAUAUUUUGAUUAUUUUAUAAGUACAUCUCAUUAUAUGAAUGAGAAAUUGGUACAAGGAGAAAUGACAAAUAUGGAUAAUCAAAAAAAUGACAAAAAAAAAAAAGUAGAUAAUAAAAAUAAAGAACAUAAUAAUAAUAAUAAUAAUAAUAAUAACUACAAUUAUGAUAAUCAUUCUAAUUGUGACCUUUUUUUAAACGAAGAUUUAAAAUUGGAUAAAGACACAUCAUGUAUAACUCAUCAUAAUAUGGAAAUAAAAAAAAAUGUUACUCUUACUGAUUCUACAGAUGAAUAUGAAAAUCCUUUAUUUUCAAAAAAUUCCUUUACGUUUGAUUAUAAAACAGAAGAAUCCAGUAAGGAUCCAUUAAAUAUUUAUAACAUUCUAGAAAACAACAAAGAUGUUUAUAAUAUAAAGUAUAAUAUAAUAUCUGAAAAUUUUAUAAAAAAAAAUAUAUAUGAAAUAUAUUUGAAUAAUAAUAAUAAUAUAAUAACUUCAGAUCUUUUCAAAAUAUCUAUGUAUAUUUUUGAAACCUUAGAAUAUGAUGAUAUAAAUCUGCUAAUAAAUGAGGAACUUUUAAAUAGCUUAAAAUUAUUGAAAUAUCAUUUUUCUUAUGAUGAACAAAAGAUGGGUAUAUAUAAAGAAUUAAUAAAUUUCUUUUUUAACGAUAAUAUACUGUUAAAUGAAAAUAAUGAUGAAAUCAUAGAUAAAAUAGAAUUGAACGAUACAUAUAACAAGCAAGAACUUGAUAUAAAUGAUUAUCACGAUAAAAAACAAGAAUAUAAAGAAUGUAAUAGAUUAUUUACAUUAAAUUAUAAAAAAUUAUAUCCUUUAAAUAAUUAUAUAGAAGGUUUUCAAAUAUUUCAGAUAGCUUUUUUUAACCAUUUUAUUCCAUGUUAUAUAUUUUUUAUUCAUAAUAAAUUUAAUUUAUAUCCAAAUUAUCAACUUAAUAUAAUAUAUUCUAUAGUUUUAUGUAAUAUGAUAAAACAAGAAUAUUAUACAGUAUAUUAUCAUGAUGAACAUCUUCUUGUGUCAUUCCUAAAUAUGUUCCCAUAUAUACUAGCUACUCAUUUGAAAUGUUUUCUUUAUAACCUUAAAAAUAAUUCAUGUUUUGUAUUCUACGAAAGUAUAAUUAUCUUAUUAAAAAUUACGUAUCAAAUGGUUUUGAAUUCGAAAAACAUCAUUAAAAAGAAUUUAUACAAAUAUUGGUAUUCAGUCAUAUUUGCAGUUGAAAAGAUCCUUUUUGUGAACUGCUGCAAUGAUAAAAUCGAUAUGUUAGAUAUAAUGCUCAUAAAAUUUAUUAGGAAUAACUAUUUAUCAGAAAAUUCAGUGACCCCGUGGUUUAUAAAAAUAUACUUGACGAAAAUUAUAAGUGAACUUUAUGAUACAAAAAGAAGAGCCUUUUCAAGCUGGACACUUCAAAUUUUAUUUGAGGAGUAUGAAAAAAUGUCAAAAAAUAAUAAUAGUUAUCCUUACUAUACAACUUUUAUUACAAUACUUCUGUUGAAAAAAUGUGUAUUAACCCUGAAGAGUUUUUCUAGUGAGAAUAACAAGGAAAACAGUAGCGAUGAAAUUGUUUUUAUAUUAUACGAAAUGAAGAAAUUGAAAUGUUAUUAUUCCUUUAUUAAUAUGGAUAGUUCUGCUAUAUUAAAAUCAUCAGAUGAAAAAGCCCACCUUUUUAUAUGUUAUCCAUAUCUAUUAGAUUGCUUAAAUACAGAAAAUAAAAAUGUUUUCACGACAGUUAAAGAACUAUUGAAACUUAUAUCCUAUCCAUUACGGCUUCAAUAA
This is a messenger RNA of Plasmodium reichenowi, 9921 nucleotides long. RefSeq lists its product as hypothetical. Bases 1 to 9921 code for a protein of 3306 amino acids. Gene Ontology annotation, cellular component: nucleus; preribosome, large subunit precursor; preribosome, small subunit precursor. The record is from RefSeq and is a predicted model, not a curated record. The transcript has 7 exons. NCBI's taxonomy places the organism in Eukaryota, Apicomplexa, Aconoidasida, Haemosporida, Plasmodiidae. Gene Ontology annotation, biological process: rRNA processing.